AUGGGAGAAAGAACUCCUCGUCGUGGCAACAAUAUACUGUUUUCAGCCCAACAGCUUGAUCAUAACGCCAGCAAAGCUCGUCAUUUAAACAAGAGAGCAGGAAACCGCUUGCAAAUCCGUAAAGGUAGCUUGGAGGAACAGCAGUCCACACAACUGCAAUCGCUUGACUACGAGAUGCGACGCCUGAAACAUGAGUUGAGGGAGAUCACGCAAACCUCAGGUAAAUUAGAAAUGAGAGAUACAAUAAUCGAGCGGCCAAUACCGGGUAAAGUUGACAGCGAUAACAAUACAAGAAGAAAAAAGUCUAAAAGAGCAGCGUCUACAAGAAACAAUCUCGACGUCGACUCAAGGAAGGUUGGAAACUCUACCGGCGCAGCUUUGAACAAUGAUGAUGCGCAGGAUUCGCGACGUAAAAGUUUGUCGUUACCGACGCUACCUUCAAUGAGUACAGCCACUCCACAGCUUACUUCUCGGACUGAUUUUUCACGAGUGGAUGAGAACGAAAUCGACGAAUCAUUCACAUCACCGCGAGUUUUUUCUAAGCCAAGAGAAAAAAGAAGAAAACAUUCGCGCAGUAGAAAACUUAACCUCGAUGUGUCGCCCGCGGCACAAAACCUCGCAAACUCCACCGAUGGAGUAAUGGUAAACGUCUCUAUCACAAAUACAAACGGUGACACAGAACGACUGCGUCCCGUUUCGCCUCAAGGCUCGUCUAAACUCGAUUCUUCGCUCGUAAAUGUUAACCUCGUUGCAGUCAAAGACAGGAUUCAAACUAGACUUUCUCAACCGACUAUGAAUAAGGUGAACGACGGUGAAGAUGACGAUGAGCCUGAUUAUACACAGUACCUUCAUGUUCCCCCCGAUGGGUUACCUCGGACUGUUUACCUGCUACCGCCGUUAACAGAUCUUCUACAAGAGGCUAAAAAGGCCAGGUACAUACGAAGGCCUAGAAAACCUUUACAAGAACUGGAAGGGGAUGAUCCUGAUAGGGAAUUAGGCAUUGAUGAAAUAUUUAGCAAGAAAGGUUAG
Pocillopora meandrina is the source of this 1029-nucleotide messenger RNA. The record is from the annotation of a GenBank genome assembly. Lineage: Eukaryota; Metazoa; Cnidaria; Anthozoa; Scleractinia; Pocilloporidae.